Penaeus monodon (black tiger shrimp) is the source of this 1974-nucleotide messenger RNA. Its product is annotated as proline-rich protein 36-like. The record is from RefSeq and is a predicted model, not a curated record. The coding region runs from base 1 to 1974 and encodes 657 amino acids. Lineage: Eukaryota; Metazoa; Arthropoda; Malacostraca; Decapoda; Penaeidae. The transcript has 3 exons.
AUGUCCCAGAUCCCUCCUGGUUCUCCAUCAGCUUUUGCAAACCGAUGGGAUUCACUUCAGUCACAGAUACCCCCUGCUUCUCCAUCAGCAACUUUUGUAACUCGCCGUGAUUCACCUCUGUCUCAAAUCCCUCCUGGUUCCCCGUCAGAGCCCUUAUUAGUGGCCCAAGUUUCUACUGCUUCUCCUGAUAUAGCCUAUGUAAGUCGACGAGAUCACUUAUACUCCAGCCAGAAGUUCCUUCUCUUACCCACCAAAAUCUCCAAUGAUUCAUCAAAUUUACUAACACUUCAAUGCCAGAUAAUGUCCACUUCUCCACCAGCUCCAUUCAUGGAUCGACAAGAAUCUCUUGAAGCACCCAUUGCCCCCCGUUCACCACCAUCUCCAUUCAAAGACCGCCAUGAUCUACUUCCAGACAAACUGAAAUCCUUCCUGCUUCAGCUACAUCUCCCUGCAUCAUGCGUCAAAACUCCAAGCUUUAGAACAGCCAAAACUUGUACGAGUUCCCCAGCAUCUCCCUACAUAAAUCAGGAUAAUUCAUUACCAACUCAGUCAACUAAACCUCCUAGCUCUCCACAGCCGAUGACACGUCAGGACUCAAGCUCUCCGCAGCCUCCAGCACCACCUAGCUCCCCCCGGCCUAAACCUAGACGACUUCAGCGUCAGGACUCGAGCUCAUUCCAGUCCCAGUUGCCUCCUGCAUCUCCUAAGUCCCCCCUUUAUAAACAAAGAUUCGCUUGCUUUCCAGACACCGAUUCCGAGUUCGCCCGGACCUUAUAUAAAUCAGGAUACACUUUUCCCUCAUUCCUCAGACAUCCCAAAACAUCAAGUUCUUCCCAGCCAUCAACACCUCGUUUCUUGCGAGAGGACUAUGUUUCUCGUCGUAAGUCUGCAUCCCCUGUUUCCCCACAUGCAACAAUCCAACGACUACAUGCUGAGCAGUCAGGCUCUCCCAAAUUGCUAUCAUCCCCUAGCUCUCCGAAAUCUCCAGCUGCCCGUCUUCAGCAGGAUCAUCCUAGCACCCCUCCGGCUCUCUCAGGCUCACCCCAUUCUAAAGGUCCGACAAUGAAGCGAGAAGACUCAUGUUCUCCCCAGCCCCCAGCACCUCCAAGUUCACCGUUACCAAAAACAAGACGCCUCCAUCGUCAAGAUUCACGAAAUUCCUUGCCGCAAAUUCCCCCUGCUUCACCUAGUAUCCUUAAAAAUCGUCGAGAUUCACAGCCACAAAUGUCCCCAGUAUCGCCUUAUAGAGAUCGUCGAGAUUCACAGCCACAAAUGUCCCCAGUGUCUCCUUACAGAGAUCGUCGAGAUUCACAGACACUCCAGUUUGAAAUGUCUCCUUCUUCUCCUGUGCCCUUUCAAUUUGAUCGUCGAGAAUCACUCAAACAGUCCCAUAACCCUCCUUCUCCACCUGCAACAUUUGUCUGUCGCCGUGACUCACCUUUAUCCCAAAUACCUCCUGGUUCCCCGUCAUCAGCUUUUGCGAGUCGACGUGAUUCACUCCAGUCGCAGAUGCCUCCCAUUUCCCCCUCAGCAACUUACGAAAGACGCCGUGAAUCUCCUCUAUCCCAGAUCCCCCCUGGGUCCCCAUCAUCAGCUUUUGCAAGCCGACGUGACUCACUCCAAUCACAGGUACUUCCCAUGUCUCCAUCAGCAACUUUGGAAAGGCGUCGGGAUUCACCCAUGUCCCAGAUCCCUCCUGGUUCCCCAUCAGCAACAACUUUUGCAAGCCGACGUGAUUCACUCCAGUCACAGAUGCUUCCCAUGUCUCCAUCAGCAACCUUGGAAAGGCGUCGCGAUUCACUCCAAUCACAGAUGCUUCCCAUGUCUCCAUCAGCAACCUUGGAAAGGACGUCGCGAUUUACCAAUGUCCCAGAUCCCUCCUGGUUCUCCAUCAGCUUUUGCAAACCGAUGGGACUCACUUCAGUCACAGAUACCCCUGCUUCUCCAUCAGCAACUUUUGUAAAGGCGUCGUGA